CCCACUGCGGCUUACCCCGAAGGCGCUGCGAAAACCUCCCACAUUUCCCACAUGUCGCCGCCCACCAAAGCAGCGCCAAGUCACAGUUAAGCCUUUCCUGCUGCUCUUGCCCAACCCAAGCCCGAGCACGCACCUCUCUGGCCCUACAUCCAUUCCUAUUCCACCCACGCUUCCCAACCCCAUCCGCCGCCCUCGAAAUAAACAUUUGAUUCCAAGCCUCCGCCGCCUUGCACGCCACCUGCCAUGUCGCCUGCUUGCUGAAUGACAUGGGACAGGACGCUCGACUGCCCACUGCUGCUGGAUCAGUAUAGCCGCUGAGCAUGGAGGCGUGGAUGCCGGCGAAAAGGGCGAACCAGCCCACGGCCUACCAGGCCUCGCGCAACUGCGCGCCCUUCACCCUCCCCUCUCUCGGUGUCAUCCAGAUCUCGCCGGGCCACUACAUCGAACUCGAAGCCGACGCCCUCUUCGUCCCCCAAUGCCCGCCCAGUGCCCUAGCCCAAGUCAAUGGCCCCGACGGCAACGAGGGCGGUGUGCCCAGCACCGCCGACAUGAAAGACCCUUUCCAUGCUUCCAUUACCCCCCAGGCCUACGCGACUGGUGCCGCCACCGUCAUCGCCUGGAUGCUUGUUAUCAUGCUCAUAAUCACGCCUCGCACAUUCUUCGUCGGAGGCGCCUCAGGGAGAUCGGGACUGAUGGGUCGACGCGGCAUGAUCGGAGGCGCUUCAGGAGGAGGAUCCAUCAUUGGAGUAGGCACGCGUCCGUGGCUGCAAAAGGUUGCCGCCCUGACCGUCGCCAUCUCCCUCACCCUCGCAACUGCCGACACAUUCCAAAUCGCCGAAAAACAGUACAGCGCUGGAUACAUGGAUGCCAUGAAGUUACGUGACGAAGUCGUGUCUGGUAUGGAAAUCAAGGUGUCCCGUCUCAUAUCCGACAUUUUUCUUUGGCUCGCCCAGGUCCAGACCUUGAUUCGCCUCUUUCCCAGACAUAAAGAGAAGGUCAUCAUCAAAUGGGUUGGGUUCGCGCUUAUACUUUUGGACAUCACCUUCACCUCCCUCAACAGCUUCGGUCCCUACAGCAACAAAAGCAGCCCCCGUCACUUCGAAACCGCCAUUCCCGCCCUCAGUUACCUUUUUCAACUGUCCCUCAGCAUGCUUUAUGCUGCCUGGGUCAUGUAUUACGCAAUCACAAAGCGAAGAUACGCGUUUUAUCACCCGAUGAUGUGGAACCUCUCUUUAGUCGCCUUUUUGUCAUUCAUCGCCAUUUUGACCCCUGUGGUUUUCUUUAUUACCGAUAUCUCCAACUACACCAUUGCUGGUUGGGGAGACUACUUUAGAUGGGUUGGAGCCGCCGCCGCUAGCGUUAUAGUUUGGGAGUGGGUAGAGCGCAUUGAGGCUCUAGAAAGAGAAGAAAAGAAAGAUGGCAUCUUGGGUAGAGAAGUGUAUGAUGGAGACGAGAUGCUGGAUACCACGCCAUCACAUGAAGUCACGUGGCCCCGUAACAAUUGGGGGUCGGACGAAAAGAAGUCUGGAGACGGUGGGAACGGUGGAGUGUUCGCAACCGGUCAUACUGCCCGCCUUACCAAUAUUGCCCAUAGACUGGGCCGAACGAGGAAAGGAACACCCAAGACGGAGGCCCGCAAGAAACGCACCAUUCAUAUACCAGCACCACCCCCCGCGGUCCGUCGAUCCGAGUCUGCCCAACGCAGUAAUAGAGAUUCCCGAAACUACAUCCCUAUAUCAACCCCUCCAGCCGCUAUUGCGUCACCAGUUAGCAGGACGGAUACAGCAAGUGCAGAUAGUACCGUUUAUGCUGUGCGCUAUCAUACUGUCAGCGAAUCACCACCCGCAAUCCCGAAUCAAAUUCAAGAAAGUCCUGAAAAUGGCCCUGCGCCUGCAGGCAACAGCACGAAUGCUGUUCAAAAGGACCCUCUUGACUCGGAUCCUGAGAAGGGUGUCAUCGAAACAGAGUCAGAUUCUCUGGCUAAUAGAAGUAGGUGGAACUGGCAAGCUGUUGCCAGUGUGAAUCCAUUCCGGCGAAAAGGCCGUUCGCCUCCACCAGAAGUACAGCGUGGUCGUGUCAUCGAGCCGCUGGGAGUUGAGGAUGUUCCUGUGAAUAUACCUCAACGGAACUAUACUGGUUUGGCUCUCAAAGACCGACUCGGUACAUUCGCUGCACAGCAAGGAGAGAGAUUCAGAUCCAAGUCGAAGGAGGGAGCGCAAGCUGAAACCAACUUGCCCGUCACCAUCAUACCCGCACAGCCUCGUGGGAGGACCUGGUCUCCUGAGAUAUUGAAGCAGCAAGAGUCAUCCAAUGCUGAGUCGACUCCACAAGUGGACAGCGAAGCAUCCCACUCUGGCGACAACAGCCAACAGCCUGUUCAACAAGGCUCUGCAGCCGUUGCAAAGCAACAAGAACAAAGCCACUCCUCAUCGUCAAGUCGCAACUCCCAUGUAAGGUUUACCCCAGAAACAUUCCAGAGACCCAACGUGCGUCAUAAAACCGAAGGGCAGGACGAAGUCUCGCCCCACUUACCUUCGGUUGCUCUGGGAUCUGAGGUGCGCGACACGAUGCCAGCUACACGGCAGCUUCCAGGAGCCUCAGUUGAUCAUACCGACGUUCCGUCAUCUUCACAAUCCAACCGAACCGACCACGACAGAUGA
Periconia digitata is the source of this 2660-nucleotide messenger RNA. NCBI's taxonomy places the organism in Eukaryota, Fungi, Ascomycota, Dothideomycetes, Pleosporales, Periconiaceae. The record is from the annotation of a GenBank genome assembly.